Aspergillus oryzae RIB40 is the source of this 456-nucleotide messenger RNA. RefSeq lists its product as uncharacterized. The record is from RefSeq and is a predicted model, not a curated record. The coding region runs from base 1 to 456 and encodes 151 amino acids. Gene Ontology annotation, cellular component: fungal-type cell wall. Lineage: Eukaryota; Fungi; Ascomycota; Eurotiomycetes; Eurotiales; Aspergillaceae. The transcript has 3 exons. Gene Ontology annotation, molecular function: structural constituent of cell wall.
AUGCAGUUCUCCGUCGCCGCUGUUCUUGCUCUGGCUACUGCCGUUGCCGCUCUUCCUCCUGCCUCUGGCACUGGCGCUGGCCAGCAAGUCGGACACUCCAAGAACGACUUCCCUCUCCCUAAGGAGUUGACCACCAAGCAGGCCGCCGACAAGUGUGGUGACCAGGCUCAGCUCACCUGCUGCAACAAGACCGUCAAGACCGGUGACUUCACCCAGGUUGAGGAGGGUCUCCUUGCUGGCCUCCUCUCCAACCUCCUCGGUGCCGGACAGGGCUCCCAGGGUCUUGGUCUCUUGGAUGAGUGCACCAACAUCCCUGUUAUCCCCAUCAUCUCCAUCGCCUCUCCUCAGGAGAAGUGCAAGCAGCCCAUCUCUUGCUGCCAGAACACCAAGUCCAGCGCCGAUGGCGACCUCGUCGGUAUUGGUCUUCCUUGCAUCGCUCUCGGCUCUCUCCUGUAA